Messenger RNA from Maylandia zebra (zebra mbuna), 1577 nucleotides. RefSeq names its product cytochrome b561 family, member A3a (gene cyb561a3a). The record is from RefSeq and is a predicted model, not a curated record. Lineage: Eukaryota; Metazoa; Chordata; Actinopteri; Cichliformes; Cichlidae. Gene Ontology annotation, cellular component: lysosomal membrane. Gene Ontology annotation, molecular function: oxidoreductase activity.
AGCCAUUCACCUGUAAUAAACGUUGCGUUUACUGGUGACGUAAUCGCCUACGUCCGAAUUGUCUUCUUAGGCACGAGUUAUUUGCUAACUGAACUACACAACUAAAUGUUUCUUCAACGCGUCAAGUUUCGAACUCUCUGCGCAUGCUAAUGGGGAUACGUAACUUCUUACACAAGACUUCAUUUGGAAAAUAUGCUAUUUAAUGUCGCCUCGCUUAAAGAGAACAGACAAGACGUACUGUCGCAUAAAUACGACUUUUCACGAAUGUGGUAAAGAUACUCGUUAAUUCGGGAUACACAAAAACGUGUUGGCGGACAAGCAGGAAUCUAUUGUACGAGCGUCCACUUGUCGUACUCAGGGGCAAGGGUCUCUACAUAAUAAUACAGAGCUACUCCUAUGAUGAAACAUUUGUACCUGAGCAUAUAGCAGGGCUCCCACGCACAGGGCAGGAGGGGUCGCUGAAUGCCUGAAGAAAAUUAAGACUUGCAGUGGCAGAUGCAGCAGUGUGGCCCUUCAUCUCCCAGCUGCUCCACCUCUGACUGCUUCCCCCUCGGUACCCUCAAUACAGCUGCAUGUGGAAGUGAGACUUCGGCUGAACCGCAGAAACGCGAACCUGCAGGUCUCUUCAGGAUGAGACCCAUCGUGAUCUUCUAUGGAUUCUACCUGCUGUGCUUUGGCCUGGGUGUGGCCUGCGUGGUGUGCGUGUGCCUGUGGAACAGCAAGUGGCGCGGCGGUUUUGCUUGGGACGGCUCGUCGCUUCAGUUCAACUGGCACCCCGUCCUGAUGGUGACGGGUCUGGUGGUGGUGUAUGGCAACGGAGCUGUGUUGUACCGCAUCCCUCUGACCUGGGGUCAGAAUAAACUCCCGUGGAAGCUCCUUCAUGCGGCACUGAUGCUCCUCGCCCUGGUGCUGUCGAUCGUGGGGCUCUGUGCUGUGUUUGACUUCCACAACGCCCAAAAGACACCCAACCUCUACUCCAUACACAGCUGGAUCGGAAUCGCAGCAACAGCUCUUUUCGCAAUGCAGUGGGUGGCGGGUAUGGCGGGUUUCCUCCUUCCCUGCUCCCCCGUAUCUUUACGUAAACGCCUGAAACCCAUGCAUGUGUGGUUGGGAGGUAGCAUACUGACGCUCAGCAUUGCUGCCUGCAUCUCUGGCAUCAACGAGAAACUCUUCUUUGUUCUGAAAGGAAUCAAUAUGACUCAGCCAUACUCUGCCCUUCCACCUGAGGCUUUGUUGGGAAAUUCAUUAGGGGUUUUGAUCGUAGCCUUUGGCCUGGUUGUCCUCAAGAUUCUGUCCACCCGAGAAUGGCAGAGACCAGACUCCAGGCCUGAGGAUAUGGCCUACACGCCUUUGCUUCAAGAAGAAAAUGAAUGAAGGGGAACUUCAGAGCUGGUCCCUGAAUUACUGCAAAAUCAGUUCAGCUGUCACAAGUGGCCAAAACAUCUCUGUCCUGAGUGUUGAAGCAGCUGCCUGUAGUGUGUGAGCACUAUCUGUUGGUUUUUAGUUGUAAAUAUUUAUUCAAAAUUAUAUUUAAGAUUGCCUUUCUGCCCAAAGAAUAAAAAGUAUUUGUCAUCAAA